Messenger RNA from Medioppia subpectinata, 653 nucleotides. Lineage: Eukaryota; Metazoa; Arthropoda; Arachnida; Sarcoptiformes; Oppiidae. The record is from the annotation of a GenBank genome assembly.
UUAUUAGUGAUCGGCUCAUUCGUUGUGAUCAUCAAAAAGGAUUGUCGAGCACUUCCACUGCCAAACGACGACAAACUGUGGCCCACUUUAGCCAACAAUAGUUUUAUGGAAGAAUUUAUUAACCAUUUUUACGAUACAAUACAAAUCUAUCACAUAAUUGUCAUCAGCGCUGAUGUCAUACUAUUUCUGUUGGCAUUCAUUAACAUCUCUCCCACACAAGAAGACCUUAGAUUUGGUUUCCAUUUACUCGUGAUCAUAAUAUUGGGCGGAAUAACAAUACUGAUAUCGUAUGCCUCAUACGUGGCGUUUCAGAUGCCCUGUCAUUCGCAGAGUCGUGAGACGGGAGAGAAGACUGUGAACGCAGGCAAACACGCGUACCCUCACAACUCCAAAGACAAGAAUCCGGUCAACGCUUACAUCGAAGAGGAUAUACUUAUGUUAGCCGUCACUGGAAUGGAUGCGUUCGCGGCGUUCCUACUCUUCCUCUCAACAGUUGUGUUAUGUGUGGACGCGAGAGAAGAGGCCAUUCAGGACGAGUACGUGGCACGGGUCAGGUCUAGUGUCUAUUAAAUCAUUUACACAUUACACUCACUUUUGCGCACAAAUAACUCUUUUCACUCAAAUAAAAACUCAAACAACAAACAAAUUUACAC